GCACCCUGCAAGCAUGGGAUGGAGCUCCUCUUUCGCAGCUCUGGAGCUGCUUGCAUCACAGAGGCGGAGAUAGAAAAGGGAAGUAUAGAAGGCUGCGCCUCUGCUCUUGUUUCUGCGACUGGCGCGGCUGCAUACCCAUACACGGCUUACCAAAUUACGAUCAUUCGACAGCACCACAAUGGCAGCACAAGGCACAUCCAGCGGCCACCCCAUCACGGUCCUCACAGCGGAUCUUGCGCCGAAGCUACCAGCCCACAGUUCCGUGUUGUUCGCUGCCAAAAAGAGCAAGAACCUGUCGUUUGAAACUAUCGCGAAGGCCCUUGGACGAGAAGAGGUCUCGACUGCCGCGAUCUUUUAUGGUCAGGCCAAUGCAUCUCCAGAAGAUAUCACGAAGCUCGCAGAGGUUCUCGAUAUCCCAGAAGAUGUGCUACUCCAGACCGAAAUCGCGGCGUUGCCGGACCGGGGCCGUUCUAUGGAGAUGCCGCCUCGUGAGCCAUUGAUGUACAGGUUAUACGAGAUUGUGCAGAACUAUGGCUAUGCUUACAAAUCUAUUAUGAACGAGAAGUUCGGAGAUGGGAUCAUGUCUGCUAUUUCCUUCUCCACGAAGGUAGAAAAGGAGACAGACGAUAAGGGCGACUGGGUGAAGAUCACUUUGCGUGGAAAAUGGUUACCAUAUACCCGUUUCUAGACCAGCACGGUAGACGACCACCGAAGAACAAAAUAGAAAGUUACCUUCGGUAUCGCGCCUUCCAUGCUGCAUGUUCUGUCAGACGGGUUCGAGUCGUUGCUCCUUGUAUCUUUCUGCCUCCUGCAGCGUAGUCAAGGCGUUCUGUCUAUCGAAGCCAGGCAGUAAGACAAUCAUGGUCUCGAGAGACCCGGAAGUGUCAUUGUCUCUGGACUCCGUUCUGCUGUGCGGAAACAGACUGGAAUCAUAUAUUUGUGCUAAUGACAUUCACCGAGCAAGCUGCGCCACAGAUCACUU
Molecule: messenger RNA, 982 nt
Organism: Cercospora beticola
Lineage: Eukaryota; Fungi; Ascomycota; Dothideomycetes; Mycosphaerellales; Mycosphaerellaceae
Gene: CYN1
Product: Cyanate hydratase
Molecular function (GO): cyanate hydratase activity; DNA binding
Source: RefSeq, a predicted model, not a curated record